Molecule: messenger RNA, 1229 nt
Organism: Theobroma umbraticum
Lineage: Eukaryota; Viridiplantae; Streptophyta; Magnoliopsida; Malvales; Malvaceae
Product: CASP-like protein 4A4
Source: RefSeq, a predicted model, not a curated record
AUAACAGGAUUAUAAAAGCGCGAUAAUCCCACUAGGCACUCUGAAAUCAGCAUGCUCAGCUUAGUUUCUAGGCUUCAUCCUAGUGAACUUCAAGCUCAUACAAGAAACAAACGUCAGGUCUGAAAUUUUCUUGUUAUUUUGUCAAACAAACUGCCGACCAUACCCUGACAGGAACCUUCCCUAGAAACUCCUAUUAUCAACUGCAUUCUGAAGGAUCUCAUAUUCACAAAAAGCCAACUCAAAGAAACAAAGAAUCAGAUUUGAAGGGGCCCCAAUAUUAAUUAGAAGCAGGCUUGAGGAAGCUUCAACUAAAGAAUGGAGCAGGUAAAGGAACCAGGCAAAGAAGACAGGGAACAUGUUUUGGCGAUGGCUUGUAGAAUCAUGGCUGGUGUUUCGCCUGUGGCAGCAGCCGAUUCUCAGACUCAGCAUCCAUUUCCAACCCCUUCACCGUUCUCUUUCUCGGGGACUUCUUCAAGGUGGAGCUCAAGACCUCCCAUAGAUCAUUCAACUCUCUUCCUUCGGUUCUUGCUGCUUCUCUUCUCUUUUAUCUCAGCUCUCUCACUGGCUGCCCCCUCAACAAAGAAGAAAGGCCAACGACCUCCUAGCUUCACUCAGUACCCAGAAUUAAUAUACUGCUUCAUUGUAGCCAUUUUAGCUUUCCUAUACGCAGCUUUCCAACUGUUUAAAGGUAUUUGUGACAUUGCUCACAGAGGCAUUCUGAUCUCAGAUAAGACCUCGGACUACCUUAGCUUUGUCCUCGACCAGUUGGCGGGUUACCUUCUCAUCUCAUCUUCUUCAGUGGCCAUACCAAUCAUUCGACAGGUUGAGAAAAGCACACCCGUUUGGAAGGGAACCAUCAUAUCAACUAGCAUGUCCUUUGCAACAUUUCUAGUUAUAGCAAUUUGUGCUCUCUUCUCCGGCUACAAGCUCUGCAAGAGAAACGUCUGGUAAAUAGUGAUUUAGUUUGCUGGCUGGUGUAUGUUACUGUUGUCAUGCUUCCAUCCACAAAUAACUGUUUCAAUACACAGUAUUAAUAAAUUAAAACGGCAUACUGCCGUAUUUACGAUAUCCUUCAGACAUCCAGUUUGAGAUGUAAUCUGGGGGCUUGUAAUGUGACUGAAAGUUUAAGUCUAUGUUAGCAAAACUCAGAUGUCAAAAUAUAACAUGAGGAAAGCUAGACUGUUUGCCACUGGAAAAGGGAUCUAAUUUCUCUUUUUCUGGUGAACGCA